AUGGCCAAUCAUAGAAAGAUAUUCUGUUCCAAAUCAUUGAUUCCGAUUAAUCAGAAUGGCUCGGAUAGUUUACUGAACAACACAAGUAGCUCUUUUAGUGAGUCUGAGAUCUUUUUUGAGUCUCCAUCAGCAAAUGCUAAAUUAAGAGCAGAAAGAAAAGAUCAAGGUAAACAAAAGUUCAAAGCCGGAAAAGUCACAAGAACGUUAAGUUCAGAGCCAAUUGACGCUUCUCCAAAGAAAAUGAAGCUUGCCGAGACCUGUGAGCCGACGAUCUCAAUUAUGCAGCUUCCUCCGUUUGAAAGUAGGGCGGAAAGAGCAGCCCGAAGAAGAGCUGUAGCGGAGGCCAAGAGACCAAGAAGCCAAGAAAUACCUGGAUCUAGUUCCGAGCAAUUUAAGCUUUCCGCUCCUAUUGAUAUCCAAUGCAAAGGUACUUGUUCUCAAGUGGCUGAGUCUCCCAGUACUGUGCCUCAAGACUACACCAACGAUCCGAUUAUAACCUCAUCAUUGAUGGAAGACAAUACCGACAUUAUGCAGGAGCAGGAGGCUACAAAAAACACAUCUAUAUUUAACAAUGAUACGGAGAUGAACUUGAUCAAUUUUUUUCAGCCACCAGCACCGACAAAUCAAGAUAGAUUGGCACGGGAUUUGAGGACCCUGCUGGACAGAAUGACGAAUAUGGAAUCACUGCUAACCAAAAGACACAAUCAGAUGUGCAAAGAGCUUGAAGCAGACAAGUUCCACAAGCAACAGGUGUCCGAGAUGGUUGCCCAAACUAGAAAGAUCAUCGGGACCUUGACGAAAUCCAGGUCACAUGACCAGAUAAAUUAA
Messenger RNA from Ogataea philodendri, 828 nucleotides. RefSeq lists its product as uncharacterized. The transcript has a single exon. The coding region runs from base 1 to 828 and encodes 275 amino acids. The record is from RefSeq and is a predicted model, not a curated record. Lineage: Eukaryota; Fungi; Ascomycota; Pichiomycetes; Pichiales; Pichiaceae.